This is a messenger RNA of Scatophagus argus, 1147 nucleotides long. Its product is annotated as pancreatic secretory granule membrane major glycoprotein GP2. The record is from RefSeq and is a predicted model, not a curated record. The transcript has 7 exons. Gene Ontology annotation, biological process: neutrophil migration. Bases 105 to 953 code for a protein of 282 amino acids. Gene Ontology annotation, cellular component: cell surface; apical plasma membrane. NCBI's taxonomy places the organism in Eukaryota, Metazoa, Chordata, Actinopteri, Scatophagidae.
AGGUUUGGGAUUUGCAUUUAAAUGAUCCCGAGUGCCGUGGCAGUCACGUUGGAGACGACUACGUUUUCAGCAUCAAGACGAAUCUCUCCGACUGUGGGACAAUAAUGGCGUCGGAUGACACACACAUCAUGUUCAUAAACACAAUACACAACAACGACUCAGAUAUUAUAACGAGAAACUACAUCAACAUAACGUUUGUAUGCCGCUACCCCAUCAACUACAUGGUCCAACAACCCAACGGGGAAAACAUGAUUCGAGUCGAUGUCAGAACCAUCACUCUGAACACAGAGGACGGCAACUUUUCAGUGUCAAUGUUGCUGUACAAAGACGAAGCCUUCGAAGACAGAUGGACCACCGUGCCGUCACUGACGCUGGAUGAUGACAUCUUUGUCAAAGUUUUCAUGAUACCAGCUCACCUGAUGCUGCGCAUAGAGAGAUGCUGGGCUACGCCAACCAGCGAUCCAUACAGCAAUAUUCAGUACACCUUCAUCAGAGACAGCUGCCCGGUGCUGUCAAACGAACAGACCCUGAGCGUGCUGAAGAACGGCCAGGGUCCAGAGGCCAUGUUCAGGAUACAAAUGUUCAAGUUUGUGGGAGGCUCUUACACAAACGUCUUCCUCCACUGCAACGUCCAGAUCUGCCACAACACCGUGGGGCUAUGCCAGCCUAACUGUUCCGGCGAAGAUGGAUUAAGGAGGGCACGGAGGGACAUCCCUCUGUCCCAUACAGUGUCUUACGGACCAAUCAGACGACUACUAAGCGAGAAAGAAAAGCCCAGCAUGAGUGGAGUCCCUCCAGUGGAGACCUUUGUCCUCGGAGGGCUUCUGGUCGUCUUGCUGCUGAUCACAGGAGUAUUUGGGAGGCUGUGGCUUCGCUCCAGACGUUUCUACCCAGCACGGGAGGCCCAGCUCACCCUGUCCAACAUUCACCACAUCUCAGAGGUGGCAUCAUGAAUCAGGGGGUUGGGGAACUUUUUAAGCAAGAAGAAAAAUGGACAUAAAAAUACACAAGCAUGUACAAACACACAUGUACAGGUGUGAUUUAUAACAAUAAUAACAAUAAUAAUAAUAAUAAUAAUAAUGAGUCUUGUUUCUCUUCAUAGAAUGAAUUCACUGAAUUGUAAGAAGUUGACUUAAUAAAGGUGUUC